AUGUUUCCCCUUUUUUUCCCCGUUCCCCUCUUUCCCCUUUCCCCCAUUCCCCUCUUUCCACUUUCUCCCGUGCCCUUCUCUCAGCUGUCCUCCAUGCCACCCGUUUCUAGUGCAAGGGUGCCAGCCAGCACAGGAGCCACGUCACUUCACGCUGCUGACACGUCAGCUCCUGCUGCUGACAUGUCAGCCCCUGGACGUGACACGUCAGCAAGUGCUCCUGUUGGCCCUCCCAGGCCUGUGGUUACUGCUGGCUCGGAUUCAACAAGCGCUAUGCUGUCCGAGCCUCAGGCAGGCUCGGUUGCUACUGGGCAGCGUUUAUCCGAACCUGUUAACGGGCUUUCCAAGCCUGUAGGCUUGGAAUUGGGAAGAGUGGAGGCUGGGAAAGGAGGAGGAGGAGAGGGCAAUGGGGGGAUAGGGAAGGGAGAAGGUAAGACAGGGGAAGGGGAUGAUAGGAGUAGAGGUAAGGAGGGCUUGUGGAGUGGAAUGGGUUUAGUGCGGUGUGGAGGGAGGGAAGCAGGUGCGACAAAGAAAAGAGGGAGGGUAUUACCUGCUUGGAUGCUGGUGGUAAAGGAUGGGGGGAAGGGGGGCGAGGGGGAGGAGAAGGGGGCGAAGGGGGACGAGGGGACGGGGAAGGGUGAGAAAAAGUUGGGGGAUGAAUUCAGUGAGGAGGAAGAGGAGGAGGAGGAGGAGGAGGAGGAGGUGGAGGGGGAGAGGGUGAAAGAGGAGGAGGAAGAGGGGGAGGGUGGAGAGGUGGUGGAAAGGGCUGGGAAGAAGGGAGAGGCAGAAGAAGAGAGGGAAGGAAGCAUGGGGCGUGAAAGGGAGGUGAGGGAUGGGGAGGAAGCAUGGGGCACGUGGCAGCGCUUCUCAAGUUUUGAUAGGAAGGAAAGGGAGGAAAGGGAGGUGAGGGAUGGGGAGGAGGUGUUGAUAGGAGGGGAGGAGAGAGGGAGAGGAAAAGGAAGAGGCCGCAGGAGGGGGAACGAAGAAAGGGAGGAGAAUACAGGGGUGGAAAUGUGGGCCAAGGGGGGGCGCAACGUGGGGAAGGGGAGGAGCAGGAGGGGACAUGUGAGCGCGGGCUGUGAGGAGGAGGAGGGGAAGGAAGAGGAGGAAAGGGGAGGUGAGGAUGUUUAUGGGGAGCGUUAUGAGCGUGGCCAUGACGUUGCUGACGUGGCAGCGGAUGCUGCUGCUGACGUGGAUUUCACAGAUGAUGAUCUGUUGAUGCUAGCAGCACAGGUGGCUACUUCUCUCCCCAUUCCCCUCUCCCUUUUCUCCCUGCCUCUCUUCCUCCUCCUUUCCAUUGAGGCCCCAGCUCCCUCUCACCUCCUCUCCCAUGCCCCCUCUAAUAUUCCUCCCAUUGUUCCCCUGGCAUUCAGACCACCCAAGGGGAUUCACCACUUCCUUCUCACCCAUCCGACCCAAGGGGAUUCACCCCUUCCUUCUCACCCAUCCCACUCAAGGGGAUUCACCCCUUCCUUCUCACCCAUCCGACCCAAGGGGAUUCACCCCUUCCUUCUCACCCAUCCCACCCAAGGGGAUUCACCCCUUCCUUCUCACCCAUCCCACCCAAGGGGAUUCACCCCUUCCUUCUCACCCAUCCGACCCAAGGGGAUUCACCCCUUCCUUCUCACCCAUCCCACCCAAGGGGAUUCACCCCUUUCUUCUCACCUAUCCCACUCAAGGGGAUUCAGUCCCCUUCCCUCUCCACCACCCAACCCCCAUUCCCUCUCACCCACCCAAUCCAAGGGGAUUCAGUCCCCUUCUCUCUCACCCACCCAACCCAAGAGGAUUCAGUCCCCUUCUCUCUCACCCACCCAACCCAAGGGGAUUCGGUCCCCUUCUCUCUCACCCACCCAACCCAAGGGGAUUCAGUCCCCUUCUCUCUCACCCACCCAACCCAAGGGGAUUCAGUCCCCUUCUCUCUCACCCACCCAACCCAACGGGGGACUCGGCCCUUUCCCUUGCACCCACCCACCCAAGGGGACUCAGCCCCUUUCAUUAGCACUCACCCACCCAAAGGGGACUCAGCCCCUUUCACUUGCACCCACCCACCUAAGGGGACUCAGCCCCUUUCCCUUUCACUCACCCACCCAAGUGACUCAGCCCCUUUCCCUUGCACUCACCCACCCAAGGGGACUCAGCCCCUUUCCCUUGCACCCGCCCACCCAAGGGGACUCAGCCCCUCUUACUUGCACUCACCCACCCAAGGGGACUCAUGAGGAGGAGGAGGAGGAGGAGGAGGAGGAGGAGGAGGAGGAGGAGGAGGAGGAGGAGGAGGAGGAGGAAGAGGAGGAGGAGGAGGAGGAGGAGGAGGAGGAGGAGGAGGAGGAGGAGGAGGAGGAGGAGGAGGAGGCAAAACCAGGGAGGAGGAGGAGGCAAAACCAAGGAGGAGGAGGAGGAGGAGGAGGAGGAGGAGGAGGAGGAGGAGGAGGAGGAGGAGGAGGAGGAGGAGGAGGAGGAGGAGGCAACACCAGUGAGGAGGAGGAGGCAACACCAGUGAGGAGGAGGAGGCAUCACCAGUGA
This is a messenger RNA of Closterium sp. Naga37s-1, 2517 nucleotides long. The record is from the annotation of a GenBank genome assembly. Lineage: Eukaryota; Viridiplantae; Streptophyta; Zygnematophyceae; Desmidiales; Closteriaceae.